Molecule: messenger RNA, 1461 nt
Organism: Phialemonium atrogriseum
Lineage: Eukaryota; Fungi; Ascomycota; Sordariomycetes; Cephalothecales; Cephalothecaceae
Exons: 4
Coding region: 1-1461 (486 amino acids)
Biological process (GO): karyogamy involved in conjugation with cellular fusion; nuclear membrane fusion involved in karyogamy
Cellular component (GO): endoplasmic reticulum membrane
Source: RefSeq, a predicted model, not a curated record
AUGGCUCAGCACCUCUCUCAAGGUAUGGUUCGGGGUUUGGCAUUGGCUUUCGGGAUCCUUCUCCUUUUUGCUUCUCCGACUGCCGCUUUCUGGGCAAGUGAGAAGAAAGCAAGUCCCGUCGGAAGACGUUCUGAAAUCCUGAACUCCAACUCUCCCCUUCCGAGCAUUUACGCCAUCGCCCUGAGCGAGUUGCAGGAACUCGAGUCAGAACCUCUCUGUCACCGCGUUGCUGCUCGGCUUCUAGUGAGCAACUGCCAGCUCCUCGACGGAAAAGAUGAAGCCACGGUCCUCACCGAUAGCGGCCGCCAACUUCGAGAUUUCAUCGACUCCUACGCCGCUAGCCUAGCGAUAUGCGACCUUGAAAGGGGAAGAUUCAGCAUCCCGUCAGAGUGCGCAAAGUUUCGAGAGUCUUCAUUGAGCCUUCUCAGCCCCAACUAUGAGCCAACUCUCCAUGUCAGCUCAAAGGAGAUUGAUCUCUGUCUUUCGGCGCUGGGGACUUCGGACUCGGCGUGGAAUACCUGGGUCAGCUAUCGUCAUAAGGCGUUGAGAUUCUGCGAAGCAGCACGAGCAGACAAUGAGAAGGCACGGAGUGUCCAACUCUACCAGCGAUUAACCAGAGUCAUUGCCAAGCUGGCAGAGGGCGUCGAGGCCGAACUUCAGAAACGCAUGGCCGAUCUUGACAAUCGAGCUCGGCGAGCCUCCGAAAGCAUGGACCAGUUAAACCCGCAAAUAGAUCAGUUGAGGGAGGGACUUGCUAAGGUCGAGGAAUAUCUUUCCAGAGAUAUGCGCCAGGCAGUCAAGGAAUCGUCGGAAGCCAUCAAGGAUGGCCUUGGACAGGCAGAAGAUUUGCACCAAGCCCUGGCAAUCAUGCUCAAGACCAUACUCGAGGGUAAUUCCCAGGUAGCCGUCGCCCAUGAGCAGUCCCUAGAACUGGCCACGAAUAGAGCGAACGACGAAAUGGGUGGCCUCAUGGCAGUCAUUGCUGGUGCGGUUGCUUCGUCGGCAACCUUACAGAAUCAGAUCGAGAUUUCCCGGCUCCAGGCCGCCGAACUUGAAACCAGACAAGGAGCUGUUGAAGAGGGAUUGAACAGACUUAUCGAGGCUUCGGAGGCCUUGUCUACAAAAUACAACCACCAUUCUUACCUCCUACGUCAGGCGGGCAAUAUUACUGAAGACAUUCUCGACUCUCUGGUGGAGGCGGCGUCGACAGCUUCCAGUGUGAACCAGUCUCUCUUUAAGGCCUCGAUAUCCACCAGCUGGUGGCCAUAUAUUGUGUGUCCCACUGUGGCUCUCGUUAUGGGAUCUUAUGGUCUUCCACCUUCUGCGUUCCGGAACCUUGGACUGAUCGCUUUUGGAGAGCUCGUUGGAUUUCUGGUCUCGUCAUUUGACCACAUUCAGGCCGAGUUUUUCUCCUUCGCCGGCGCCCAAGCUACGGGGAAUUCGACUUUCACUGGACUUUAG